Cladocopium goreaui is the source of this 341-nucleotide messenger RNA. NCBI's taxonomy places the organism in Eukaryota, Dinophyceae, Suessiales, Symbiodiniaceae. The record is from the annotation of a GenBank genome assembly.
GCGCUGAACCUUGGGAACGAAGGGAGCUGGCUCCCCUGCCACCACCUGAUGAACCUCCCCCGGAAUCGGUGGAGACGAAUUCACCGACGGCUGAGCCAUCGGCAAGUUCAGUUGAACCUUCUGCGAUGACAGCCCAGCCCGUCCCUACUCCAGAUCUUCCCGCUGGGAUCAAAAAGUUCAAGACCACGUUUCAUGUGAAAAUAGAGGGGAAGACGCGGAUCUUCCCAAUCAAGCUAUACGGUGACAAGCUAGCCGCCCGAAAAGCAGCUGUCACGUUUCAGCAGCGGGUCACCCGCAUGCUGACCCGAUGUGAGGUCAUGAAGGGUCAGGCACGGAUCUGA